AUGGUCGCCAGAACUGCCGCCGUGUCCGCGCGCGUCAUCCGCUCCUCCCCGAAGCACCGUAUCUACGAGGUGCGUGUCGCCGGCUACGCCACGGUCAACACCACCGUGACCGCAAACCCGGGCGUCGCGCGCCGGUGGGUGUACUCAACAUUGUGGCGCAAAACCCGUCGCCUUCGCUCCGGCGCCGGAUUCACCGUCGGCAUGGGCAUGCAGUGGACCCCUUCCUUCCGCCGUCUGGGCGCUGAGCCGCGGCCGGGCACGCUGCAGCUCUGCUGCGGGCGCCGGUGCCUCGUGUUCCAGAUCGCGCAGGCCGGCGGUGCCGUGCCUGCCAUUCUCCGGCGCUUCCUCGACGACGCGCGUGUGGGCUUCGUCGCGUACAACAUCGGUUCCGACUGCCGCAAGCUGAGGGACUACCACGGCCUGGAGGUGGCGCGCCCGCAAGAGCUUCGCCUCGUGACGGGCAUGGGCAAUGCCUCCAUGGAGCGCAUGGCGGAUCAGGUCCUUGGGUGGUGCGGCGUGAGGAAGAUGAAUUGGGUGGGCAUCAGCAAGUGGCACCGCCGCACGCUGUCGAAGAAUCAGGUGAUAUACGCCUCCAUCGACGCCUGCAUCUCGCAUUACAUCGGGGUUCGGCUGGGACUCAAGCCGGACACCCGAUGUGGACAGGGACUCUGCUUCUGA
Messenger RNA from Lolium perenne, 678 nucleotides. RefSeq names its product 3'-5' exonuclease-like. NCBI's taxonomy places the organism in Eukaryota, Viridiplantae, Streptophyta, Magnoliopsida, Poales, Poaceae. The record is from RefSeq and is a predicted model, not a curated record. Gene Ontology annotation, molecular function: nucleic acid binding; 3'-5' exonuclease activity. Gene Ontology annotation, biological process: nucleobase-containing compound metabolic process. Gene Ontology annotation, cellular component: cytoplasm; nucleus.